AUGUCCAUGGACCUCGACGAUGCUCCUGUACCCAUUGGGGUGGCAACACAACAGACAGCCGCGACUAUUCUCUGCUGCAACUGCGGCGCCCCUAUCGACGGAACGACCGCCACCAAUGCUCUCUGCUUCAAUUGCGUCAAGCUCACAGUCGACAUCUCUCAAGGGAUCCAGCGCGAAGCGACUCUCAAUUUCUGUCGUGACUGCGACCGAUGGCUGCACCCGCCGGCCAGCUGGGUCGUGGCCAUGCCCGAAUCCCGCGAGCUGCUGGCCCUGUGCCUCAAGAAACUGCGAGGUCUCCAUAAAGCCCGUGUGGUCGACGCAAGCUUUGUCUGGACGGAGCCGCACUCCCGGAGAAUAAAGGUCAAGCUUACGAUCCAGGACGCCGUCCAGGGCGGCGUCUUGCUCCAGCAGAGCUUUGAAGUCGUUUACGUGGUGGCGACGCAGCAGUGCCCCGAGUGCGCCAAGUCAUUUACCGCCAACGUCUGGAGGGCGUGCGUCCAGGUGCGACAAAAGGUCUUGCACAAGAGGACGUUUUUGUUCCUGGAACAAUUCAUCAUGAAACACAACGCCCACAGAGAUACACUCAACAUCAAGGAUGCCAAGGACGGCAUCGAUUUCUUCUUCUCGCAGAAGAACCAGGCCGAAAAGUUUAUCAGCUUUCUCAACUCUGUUGUGCCCGUCACGGUCAAGGCGUCCCAGGAGCUCAUAUCUCACGAUGUUCACACGUCCAAGAAGUCGUACAAGUUUACUUACUCGGCUGAAAUCGUGCCCAUAUGCAGAGACGACUUGGUCGCCAUGCCCAUCAAGCUGGCCAAGCAAUCCGGCAAUAUUUCACCUCUAGUCCUGUGCCACAAGAUUGGAACUUCGGUCUAUCUGAUGGACCCCCAGACUCUCCAAACUGCCGAUAUUGCCUCACCGAUAUACUGGCGCGCCCCCUUCAGAUCGCUUGCCGACGCCCAAGAAUUAGUAGAAUUUAUCGUCAUGGACAUCGAGCCCACCAAUACCCGAAGAGGCAAAUGGGUCCUCUCCGAAGCCACCGUCGUCAGAGCAUCAGACCUCGGGGUCAACGACCAGAGCUACUUUACGAGAACACACCUGGGCCACUACCUCCAACCCGGCGACUCUGUCAUGGGAUACCUCCUUACAGGUACCAUGUUCAACAAUCCCGAGUACGAGGCCAUCGAAGAGUCCAACACAUACUCCUCCACCAUUCCCGACGUGGUCCUGGUCAAGAAGCACUACCCGCGUCGCCGGAAGAACCGCCGACGUAACUGGAAGCUCAGACGCAUGGGCAAAGACGAAGGCGAGCUCCUACCCAAGAAGGCAGAUCAAGAUCGCAUGGACCGCGAGUACGAACUCUUCUUGCGGGAUGUGGAAGAGGAUGAGGAGCUUCGUGCCGCUUUGGCUCUUUACAAGAACGACAAGAAGAGAGCAGAGGAGGAGAUGAGCGUUGCGGAAACGGAGGAGGGCGAGGAUGACGGCGUACCUCCGGUCAAUAUGGACGAGCUGCUAGACGACUUUGAUGAGCUGACAAUGCAAGACUCUUGA
Messenger RNA from Metarhizium album ARSEF 1941, 1548 nucleotides. Its product is annotated as nonsense-mediated mRNA decay protein 3. Gene Ontology annotation, cellular component: cytoplasm; nucleus. NCBI's taxonomy places the organism in Eukaryota, Fungi, Ascomycota, Sordariomycetes, Hypocreales, Clavicipitaceae. Gene Ontology annotation, molecular function: ribosomal large subunit binding. The record is from RefSeq and is a predicted model, not a curated record. Gene Ontology annotation, biological process: ribosomal large subunit export from nucleus. The transcript has 2 exons. The coding region runs from base 1 to 1548 and encodes 515 amino acids.